This is a messenger RNA of Coffea eugenioides, 1484 nucleotides long. RefSeq names its product transmembrane protein 56-B. Lineage: Eukaryota; Viridiplantae; Streptophyta; Magnoliopsida; Gentianales; Rubiaceae. The transcript has 9 exons. Gene Ontology annotation, cellular component: endoplasmic reticulum; membrane. Gene Ontology annotation, biological process: lipid homeostasis. The record is from RefSeq and is a predicted model, not a curated record. Bases 328 to 1143 code for a protein of 271 amino acids.
ACACUUCUCUUCUUUUCCUUCCUAUUCUAAACUCCCAACCCAGCUAUUAGGAUUGGGUAUUAUUUUAUGCAAGUGUAACAUCCCUUUCAGUUUCUCGGCAGUAUUCGUCCGCUCCUUUGAAAUUUCAGAAUAACACGACGGUCUCUCAAUUCUCAUACCGCUUUCCUUUAAAACCCCAGUCUUUCUCCGCUUCUUUCUGGUUUCUGGUUUCCCUGCUCUUUUGUAAGAUUGAAUUGCAACUUUUUCUUCCUCUGAUUCUCGAAGGGCUUUUCGUUUGUCAUAAUAGUCAGAUUGCCCGUUUUGGGGUAGCCCCAAAAGAACAUAAUCAUGGUGGGUUUUGGGCUGUUGACGGUUGGUUUAAUUGACAUUGCUGGGCAUGCCACUUUAACCAAAGAGCAGCACUGGCUAUUGUCUGUGUUUUUGGGCAUCGUUAUGUGCAAAAUUGUUUAUGACUUAACAGGUGUGGUUAGCUCUGUGUUCUUUAGUGGAUAUGCUAAACUCGACAAGAAAGGGAAACUUGAAUGGAACAAUCGGGGCUUCUCCACUUUCCAUGCAAUUGUUGUUGCUGCUGCUUCUUUGCAUCUCUUGAUUGCAUCAGAUCUUUUUGAUGCGGCUUCGCAGGAUGAGUUGAUUGUUAACAGAAAAUCACCUUUGUCAGAUACAAUACUUGGAAUCUCCAUCGGUUACUUUCUGUCAGACUUGGCAAUGAUCAUUUAUCACUUUCCGGUCUUAGGUGGUAUGGAGUAUGUUUUGCACCACGGACUUUCUGUGUUUUCAAUCAUUCAAUCCCUUUUAAGUGGCCAAGGGCUGAUUUACAUACUGAUGGUCCUCUUCACGGAGAUCACCACUCCCUUUGUCAACUUGAGAUGGUAUCUGGAUACCGCUGGUCAGAAGGAUUCUAAGCUAUAUGUUUGCAAUGGGUUGGCUUUGUUCUUAGGUUGGCUGGUUGCAAGAAUUCUUUUGUUCAUGUACUUUUUCGUCCAUUUGUUUUCCCAUUUUGAUCAGGUUAAGGAAGUGUAUACUCUGGGAUUUUACAGCUUGCUAACAGUACCUCCUGUGCUUGCAAUGAUGAAUGCAUUCUGGUUUUUGAAGAUAGCCAGAGGUUUGAUAAAGACUUUGACAAGGGCACGAUACCGCAAGUAGUAUGGCUGCUAGAUUGGUGCUUGUGCAGGUGAAUAUCAUCUCAGUUUAUUAAAACUGUAGCUGGAUCACAGGUCUUGUGUUUUAGGCAUAAGUGGAUUUUGCUAGAGUUCCAUGUUGCAUCCUUAUAGUAACCCAGUUAGCCAGCUUAAGGUUCAGAGUAAAAUGGUGCAUAUUUAUUGAUGUCUAAGCCGGCAUAACCUCGAGGGUCAGAAUGCAGUACUUUGUUGCUUCUUGGGUUCUGAUGAAGCAAUUAAUGCCAUGAGCAGCACUAGGAUUCAAUUACGUCUCAGAUUAGUGAUUCCUUUAUUCGUUUUUGAUGAAUAGAAAAGGGGUUUUUGAUU